Closterium sp. NIES-67 is the source of this 2109-nucleotide messenger RNA. NCBI's taxonomy places the organism in Eukaryota, Viridiplantae, Streptophyta, Zygnematophyceae, Desmidiales, Closteriaceae. The record is from the annotation of a GenBank genome assembly.
UGAAUUGUUCUUUUACUAUAUAAUUUGUCUAUAAAGAACAAAAAUCUUAUUUAUUAAUCGAUUGAAUUGAUGCAAGAUGCCUAAUCAUCAGUUAAAAUACAAACAAUUUCGCCAAAAGGCUUCCCAUGAAUAUUACCUAUCUCGCACUUGGAGUGUCAGUAGCUACUACCAAGAACAUAGGACGUAUUACCCAAAUUAUCGGUCCUGUUCUAGAUGCAGCAUUUGCUCCUGGUCAAAUGCCUAAUAUUUAUAAUGCUUUGGUAGUGAAAGGACAAAAUCCAGCAGGUCAAGAAAUUAAUAUAACUUGCGAAGUACAACAACUUCUAGGGGAUAAUAGAGUUAGAGCUGUAGCGAUGAGUGCUACUGAUGGUCUAAUGAGAGGAAUGGAAGUAAUUGAUACUGGAGCUCCUUUAAGCGUACCUGUUGGAGAAGUAACCUUAGGUAGAAUUUUUAACGUACUUGGUGAACCAGUAGAUGAACUUGGUCCAGUUAAUGUAACUACUACAUUUCCAAUUCAUAGAUCUGCUCCAGCAUUUACUCAAUUAGAUACAAAACUUUCUAUUUUUGAAACUGGUAUUAAAGUUGUAGAUUUAUUAGCUCCAUAUCGUCGAGGAGGAAAAAUUGGACUAUUUGGAGGUGCUGGUGUAGGCAAAACAGUAUUGAUCAUGGAAUUGAUCAAUAAUAUUGCUAAAGCACAUGGUGGCGUUUCCGUUUUUGGUGGAGUAGGUGAACGUACUCGUGAAGGAAAUGACCUGUACAUGGAAAUGAAAGAAUCCAAAGUUAUUAAUGAAGAAAAUAUUUCUGAAUCUAAAGUAGCUUUGGUAUAUGGUCAAAUGAAUGAACCUCCUGGAGCUAGAAUGCGCGUAGGUUUAACUGCGUUAACCAUGGCUGAAUACUUCAGAGAUAUUAACAAACAAGACGUUUUAUUGUUCAUUGAUAACAUUUUCCGUUUUGUACAAGCAGGUUCUGAAGUAUCUGCUUUGCUAGGACGUAUGCCUUCUGCAGUAGGAUAUCAGCCAACUCUUGCUACAGAAAUGGGAGGUUUACAAGAGAGAAUUACUUCUACUAAAGAAGGAUCUAUUACUUCUAUUCAAGCUGUUUAUGUACCUGCAGACGAUUUAACUGACCCUGCUCCAGCUACUACCUUUGCUCACUUAGAUGCUACUACUGUACUUUCUCGUGGUUUAGCAGCAAAAGGUAUUUAUCCUGCUGUUGAUCCUUUGGAUUCUACUUCUACUAUGUUACAACCAUGGAUUGUAGGUGCAGAACAUUACGAAACUGCUCAAGGUGUUAAGAGAACAUUACAACGUUACAAAGAAUUACAAGAUAUUAUUGCAAUUCUUGGAUUAGAUGAACUAUCUGAAGAAGAUCGUUUAGUUGUAGCAAGAGCUCGUAAAGUUGAACGUUUCUUGUCUCAACCAUUCUUUGUUGCGGAAGUAUUCACAGGAUCUCCAGGAAAAUAUGUCAGUUUAGCAGAAACUAUUAAAGGUUUUCAAAUGAUUCUGUCUGGAGAGUUAGACCAUCUUCCAGAACAAGCCUUCUAUCUGGUUGGUAAUAUUGACGAAGCUACUGCCAAAGCUGCAACCAUACAAGUGGAGAGUGCAUAAAAAUUAUGACAUUAAAUCUUCGUGUGAUGGCCCCCAAUCGUAUUGUUUGGAAUUCUGAAGCUCAAGAGAUUAUUUUAUCAACUAAUAGUGGUCAAAUUGGUAUUUUGCCAAAUCACGCUCCCUUGUUAACUGCAUUAGACAUUGGCAUUAUGAAAAUACGCAUCAAUAGUCAAUGGUCAACAAUGGCUUUGAUGGGGGGGUUUGCCAUGAUUGAAAAUAAUCAAUUGACUAUUUUGGUUAACGAAGCAGAAAAAGCUAGUGAUAUUGAUCGUGAAGAAGCUCAAAAAAGUUUUGAAUUGACUCAAGAAAACUUAAAUCAAGCAACAGGUCGUAAACAGACCAUCGAAGCUAAUUUAGCUUUUCAAAGAGCAAAGGCAAGAUUAGAAGCUGUUAAUGCAAAUCCUGCUUCAGCUUAUAAUUAAUUCCUUCCUGCAAUCCAUACUGGUAAUUACGAUCAAAAAACCCUUCGUCGUACUCCUGGUAAUGAAAUUGAUACUUCUUU